Molecule: messenger RNA, 9868 nt
Organism: Sapajus apella (tufted capuchin)
Lineage: Eukaryota; Metazoa; Chordata; Mammalia; Primates; Cebidae
Gene: RC3H1
Product: ring finger and CCCH-type domains 1
Exons: 20
Coding region: 278-3679 (1133 amino acids)
Molecular function (GO): metal ion binding
Source: RefSeq, a predicted model, not a curated record
CAGCCGUGGCCCGGCGGCCUGGGACAGAGUCAGAGUCAACGGUGGCAGCGGCGGCGGCGGCGGCUGCCGCGGCGGUGGCGACGGCCGCGGGGACUCGGAGCUGAGAGGAGCUGCUGCUCGGACCAGCGCGGUUAUAUUUCACACUAUGUGCUGACUGUAUCUACAGAAGAUAUUUAAAAAAAAAGAUAAACUUUUUUUCAAAGAUUUUGAUUCCAGUGGAAUCUUUGCUUUAGAUUUGUGUGUGUGUUUGUGUUCGUGAAUUGUAACUCCAGAAGCAAUGCCUGUACAAGCUCCACAAUGGACGGAUUUCCUCUCCUGCCCAAUUUGCACUCAGACUUUCGACGAAACAAUUCGAAAGCCCAUCAGUUUGGGUUGUGGCCAUACUGUCUGCAAGAUGUGCCUAAAUAAACUCCACCGCAAGGCUUGCCCAUUUGACCAGACCACUAUCAAUACAGACAUUGAGCUCCUCCCUGUGAACUCAGCAUUGCUGCAGCUUGUGGGUGCUCAGGUCCCUGAGCAGCAGCCCAUUACUUUGUGUAGUGGGGUGGAAGACACAAAGCAUUAUGAAGAAGCCAAGAAAUGUGUAGAAGAAUUAGCAUUGUACUUAAAACCGCUCAGCAGUGCUAGAGGAGUGGGUCUGAACAGCACUACUCAGAGUGUUCUGAGUCGCCCAAUGCAGAGGAAGCUUGUGACUCUGGUCCACUGUCAACUAGUAGAAGAAGAAGGCAGGAUUCGUGCCAUGAGGGCAGCUCGAUCUUUAGGUGAACGGACAGUUACAGAGCUCAUUCUCCAGCACCAGAAUCCUCAGCAGCUCUCCUCCAAUCUUUGGGCAGCAGUAAGGGCUAGGGGCUGCCAGUUCCUUGGACCAGCAAUGCAGGAGGAAGCUUUAAAGCUGGUUCUGCUGGCCUUAGAAGACGGUUCUGCUUUGUCAAGAAAAGUAUUGGUUCUCUUUGUGGUGCAAAGGUUGGAGCCACGGUUUCCUCAAGCCUCUAAAACUAGCAUUGGGCAUGUUGUUCAGCUCCUUUAUAGAGCCUCCUGUUUCAAGGUCACCAAACGCGAUGAAGACUCUUCUUUGAUGCAGCUGAAAGAAGAAUUUAGAACCUAUGAAGCUCUGAGGCGAGAACAUGACUCCCAGAUAGUGCAGAUUGCUAUGGAAGCCGGCUUACGAAUUGCACCAGACCAAUGGUCCUCUUUGCUUUAUGGAGACCAGUCUCAUAAAUCUCACAUGCAGUCCAUUAUUGACAAGUUGCAGACACCAGCCUCUUUUGCACAGAGUGUUCAGGAACUAACAAUUGCUCUCCAGCGGACUGGAGACCCAGCAAACUUGAACCGACUAAGACCCCAUUUGGAGCUGUUAGCAAACAUUGACCCUAGUCCAGAUGCUCCACCUCCUACGUGGGAACAGCUGGAAAAUGGGCUGGUUGCUGUGCGUACAGUGGUACAUGGGCUGGUUGAUUAUAUCCAGAACCACAGCAAAAAAGGAGCAGAUCAGCAGCAGCCUCCACAGCAUAGCAAAUACAAAACAUACAUGUGUCGAGAUAUGAAGCAGAGAGGAGGAUGCCCUCGUGGGGCCAGCUGUACGUUUGCACACUCACAGGAGGAACUGGAAAAAUUUCGCAAAAUGAACAAGCGCCUGGUUCCGAGAAGACCCUUGAGUGCCUCUUUGGGUCAACUUAAUGAGGUGGGCCUGCCUUCAGCAACUAUCCUUCCAGAUGAAGGUGCAGUGGAUCUCCCUAACAGAAAACCGCCUGCUCUGCCAAAUGGAAUUGUAUCAGCAGGGAAUACAGUAACACAGCUUAUUCCACGAGGGACAGACCCCAGCUAUGAUUCUAGUCUGAAACCAGGAAAAAUAGAUCAUCUGAGCAGUAGUGCUCCUGGAUCUCCUCCUGACCUGCUAGAAUCUGUCCCUAAGAGUAUUGCUGCCUUACCUGUGAAUCCACAUCCUAUACCUCCAAGGGGGCCAACAGAUCUGCCUCCAAUGCCUGUCACCAAACCACUUCAGAUGGUACCUCGAGGUUCGCAGUUAUAUCCAGCACAACAGACAGAUGUUUAUUAUCAGGAUCCUCGAGGAGCGGCUCCACCAUUUGAACCAGCACCUUAUCAGCAGGGUAUGUAUUAUACUCCACCACCACAAUGUGUGUCCCGCUUUGUCAGACCUCCACCAUCUGCUCCUGAACCUGCUCCUCCCUACUUGGAUCAUUAUCCACCUUACCUCCAAGAUCGUGUUGUAAACUCUCAGUAUGGCACACAGCCACAGCAGUACCCACCUAUAUACCCAUCUCACUAUGAUGGCCGUCAAGUGUACCCUGCUCAGUCGUACACGAGAGAAGAGAUGUUCCGAGAAAGCCCUAUACCCAUUGAGAUUCCACCUGCAGCAGUACCAUCCUAUGUACCAGAAUCCAGAGAAAGAUACCAACAGAUCGAGAGUUACUAUCCAGUGGCUCCUCAUCCACCUCGGAUCAGAGCUUCGUACCUCAGAGAACCACCUUAUAGCCGGCUUCCUCCUCCUCCCCAGCCUCAUCCUAGUCUAGAUGAACUACAUCGCCGACGAAAGGAAAUAAUGGCCCAGCUAGAAGAAAGAAAGGUUAUCUCUCCACCUCCUUUUGCACCGUCACCAACCUUGCCUCCUACCUUUCAUCCAGAAGAAUUUUUGGAUGAAGACUUGAAGGUAGCUGGGAAAUACAAAGGAAAUGAUUAUAGCCAGUACUCUCCCUGGUCAUGUGACACCAUCGGCUCCUACAUUGGAACCAAAGAUGCAAAACCCAAAGAUGUUGUGGCAGCAGGGAGUGUGGAAAUGAUGAAUGUGGAGAGUAAAGGAAUGAGGGACCAACGAUUAGAUCUUCAGAGAAGAGCAGCAGAAACCAGUGAUGAUGACCUCAUCCCAUUUGGAGACCGACCAACAGUGUCUCGGUUUGGUGCCAUCUCACGAACUUCCAAAACUAUAUAUCAGGGUGCUGGUCCAAUGCAGGCUAUGGCACCUCAGGGAGCUCCUACAAAACCUAUUAACAUUUCGGAUUAUAGUCCAUAUGGAACCCACAGUGGCUGGGGAGGUUCUCCAUAUUCACCUCAUCAAAACAUACCAUCUCAGGGACACUUCAGUGAGAGGGAGAGAAUAUCUAUGUCAGAAGUGGCCAGUCAUGGAAAACCCCUUCCAUCUGCUGAGAGAGAACAGCUACGACUAGAAUUGCAGCAGUUGAACCAUCAGAUUAGCCAGCAGACCCAGCUACGUGGACUAGAGGCUGUUAGUAACAGGCUGGUGUUGCAGAGGGAGGCAAACACCCUGGCAGGCCAGUCACAGCCUCCACCACCACAACCUCCAAAAUGGCCUGGAAUGAUCUCAAGUGAGCAGUUGAGCUUGGAACUGCACCAAGUGGAAAGGGAAAUCGGGAAGAGAACACGGGAACUGAAUAUGGAAAACCAGUGUUCUCUGGACAUGAAAAGCAAAUUGAAUACAAGUAAACAAGCAGAAAAUGGACAACCAGAACUACAAAACAAGGUUCCGACCGAGGAUCUUACAUUGACAUUCAGUGAUGUACCAAAUGGAUCAGCCUUGACACAAGAGAAUAUCAGCCUCCUAUCAAACAAGACCAGCUCUCUGAACCUAUCAGAGGACCCUGAGGGAGGAGGGGAUAAUAAUGACUCCCAGAGAUCAGGAGUUACUCCCAGUUCUGCUCCUUAAAAUAUGAAGAGUCCUACUUUUAUCUUCUGCUCCUAAUCGGUUUGUCGGCCAUAGGGGUAGGAGAACGGAUAACUUCUAAACUUUUUCUCUUAAGAGCAGUCAGAGAAAUCCAGGAAAUUCACCAGAGGCAAUGUGCACAAACACCACUACUAAAAACAAACCCUGCACAUAGUUCACAUUAAUGCAUUUUUUUAAUUUAAAGAAAAAGAAAAUUAGCAGUAUCUGCAAGCAAUUCAGAUUAAAUUUGUUUUUGUUCUGUGAAUGAACUUUAUUUUAAUAACUUUGGACGCCUUGGAUCCAGGGCUUUAAAAAAAAAAAGAAGAUAUUAUAUAUACACUCUGUUUGAUUAAUUGUAUGAUCUUAAUGAAGUAGGUUUUUCUUGUAUUUUGGUAUUAUUACAUACCCAGUGUAUAAUUCCUUACCCCCAAUCCUUAUCAGCUCUCACCACCCUAUAAACUUAAAACAGACCAAAAACGUCAGCUUUUGGAGAAUUCUGCGAUGCUUGAGAAACAGACAGUAAUAGACUGAGUUAUUAGAAAAUGUGCAGCAAACCAACUUUUCCCAGAGCUGUUAUUUGGAAUUCUUUAUCCCUGUCUAGAUCACUAGUUUCAUUGGAUAGGAAUGCUUUUCUUGACAUUGAAACUUUUGUUUGAUUGUUUAGGAAGGUUUUAUUUUUUUUUAUUUUAACUUUUCAGAGAGAGAAUUACCAAUUUUUGAAGUCCUUAUUUUCAUAUUAAGGAUCAUUUGCAUUCUCUUAAUAUAAUUAGAAAGCUGAUUCAGUGUUCAGUUGUUUAAUUAGAUUUAAACGGUGAUUAAGAAUUGACUGUAACUUAUUGUAACUGUAGUACUGAAAAUACGUGUUUGGUGUUUUGCCUGCAUUCAGCUCAUGGUUGGAAAUUUGGAGCAGUGCUUUUCAAAUUAAACUUUUGCCGAAAUCAUAGGAUGCUCAAAAACAAGGACAAUCAACCAUAUUUUAAAACUGCAACACUUCAUUUGAACUUAAAAUGAAUAGAGCCACAUUAUUUCAAUAGAUGUUUUUGUUUUACUUGUAAACUGAUUUCGUCUUAAGGAUAGUUUAUGAAUUACUUGUUAUUCAGAAUCAUUAGUAUAAGUAGGUAGGAAAUAGUUUGAAGUCAUUUUUCAUAGAUUUUGCUGCCCAAUAUUGAAAAUGUUUCUUCAUGAAAAUGUUGAAAAGAGUUAAGGAUUUUUUGUUUUUAUUUAAUUCUGCUGCACAUAUUCUGAUGCCAUGUGUCUGUGCUUAACUGCGACCCUGUAAAACAUGUUUAGUGGGGGCUGUUUGAUAGAGCUGCCCUCUCCAUCCCUCUAUUUGCCCAAUUUUUUCAGUUUCCCUUUCUGGAUUAUACUACUAAAUUAGAAAGCACUGGUUAUGUAAUAAGUUACUGCAUUGCUUUGGUUGGGUAAAAACAAGAGUUUAUAUUUUUCUUGUUUCUUAUUUUCUUAACCCUUAACUCCUGCUGAGGUCAUAACAACCUCAGUCUAAGCUCUGUGUCCAUCAUACUGUUAACUUAAACAAAUGGGUGGUGGGGGUGGGAAGGGUAAUACAGUCCUGCCAUUGCCUACCAGUAGGAGAGUCCAAACAGAACACUCUUUUGAGUAGCAAUUAUUUAAUUUGCCCAGUCAAGGCACCGUGUUUAUAUACUAUUUCACAUUGAAUUUGAUUAUGCCCUACAGACCUGGCUGGUCAAGGAUUUGAUAUACACAUAUUGGCUUGGGAUUCGAGCUUUCUUUUUUAUUUAAAUAAAAAUUUAUAUAUAUAUUAUAUAUAUACAUAUAUACAUAGCUAUAUCUGUAUAUAUAUUGGGUAUGUUUUAAGGAUUUUUUCGCAUGAGCGCAGCUGUUGCGAUAAAUUGACCGAUUGGGAAGUGGUAGAAGCACUGAAUGAAGAUGAGGCAUUUUUUUUCAGUUGACUUAUGCAUUUUUCUUUCUUUCUUUCUUUCUUUUUUAAAAAAUGCUUUUGACGUUUUAUUUUAUUAUUAUUAUUAUUUUUUGAUUUUGUUUGCUUUUUGACUUUCACUUAAAACCCUUUCACAUUUACACUUUAAAUGCCUAUUGUUUAUUGGGAGAAGGAAAGAAAUUUAUGUAUGUCUGACAUAGUCCCAAGGUUUUUCAUUUAUCUGCAUAACUGUAAAAGGCAACAUUAUCGGCCUCCAACCUUCUUUUUUUUUGAGACAGAGUGUCACUCUUUCGCCAGGCUGGAGUGCAAUGGCGUGAUAUCAGCUAACUGCAACCUCUACCUCCUGGGUUCAAGCGAUUCUCCUGCCUCAGCCUUUUGAGUAGCUGGGAUUAUAGGCACAUGCCAUCGCACCCAGCUAAUUUUUGUAUUCCAGCCUUCUUAUAGGCAGAUUUGGAUCAACUUACUUCUCCUUUGAAUAUGUUAGAUCAUCCUAAAUUUUAGAAGCAAUUGAUUCACUUUGAUUCAAUUUGAUUCACUUUGGAAUUCAGAAUGAUUCUUGUAUUAGAAGAUAAUUUGUGGGUAUUGAUUUCUGUUUAAGUUUACGAUAAAAGUAAAGAUUGAUUUGGGGUAGCAAUUGAAACCCCUAAUAGCUCAAUUUCUGUUAUUCUUGUUCUUAUUUCCUUUAAAUAUACUUGUUCUUGUCUUUUGUCAUUUUGAUUCUGUGAAGUAGGCAGGAACAGGGAUUAGUCUAUACAGUAUUCCUGUUCUGAACAAAACCAGAAAGUCACUGUAUAAACUUGACUUAAAAUGGUAUCUUUAUCUUUUCAUGUAUUUUCAUUUAGGAGGAGAAAAAGUCUCUUCAAUUGCAACCCAAAUUCAAAAGGUACCCCUCCUUGGCCCUACACUCUAGAGCUAAUCUGGUUGGGUAGCAAAUCACAAGAAUGGUAUAUUAUCCCAUUGUGCCUACAAUGUAUUUUAAAUUAGUCAUUCUGCCUUACCUAAUGGAAAUUCUUGCAACUUUCCUAGUGCUCAUCAAUGGUUUUAGGAAUUCACGAACAGCCCCAAAAUUUGGGGGUUUUUUCCCUUUCCUUUUUUCUGUGAUAUCAUGAGCCUGUAAGGACAAGUGGCAUAUUUGGGCAUAACUGCUUGACUUUGUAACUACUUUUCUAAAAUCAAAAUCUGAAAGGUAUCCAUUCCUUCUGGCUUUUAAAUUUUUUUUUCAAGAGACAAAGAUUAAACCAGAUAUGAAAUACAGUUUCUAUGCUUUCUACUUAUUAAAGUAUUAGUUUCUUCUAAAUAUUACUUUAUUUGUAUUUCACUAAAUUCAAAAGCAAAAAUUGGCCAUCUGAAAUGAACAAUUCUGAAUAGGCUAAGGUAGGAGUAAUAAGCAUUGUGUUCACUCAUUUAUAGGUAAGGGAAUUUUAUUUAUAGUGAGAAUUAUAAAAGUACUUUGACUUACUCUUUUUUUCAAGGGGUCUCUAGAAAAGGGUAGAAGAACAGAAAAUAAGACACCUAGAUUCAAUUUCUGUUUUAUGUGUAGCUCUUUUGCAUAAUUUAUACAUAAUAUUGUCACAAGAUAAGUCCAAUAGCUGUCCUGUCUUGGAUAAUUCAGAGGCUGAAGUGACCAAAGAUCCAUUACUUAUUACUUUUCUAAUUAAAAGUUAGCAUAAAUUUCUAAUAAUAUUAUUCUAGGUAUUGAUAAGACACUAUUCCUAAUGCCAACAACAAAUAUUCAACUACUCAGAAUGUAUUUUAAAAAUGGUUUGGUACAGCAUUAAUGUUGGUGUCUCCUUGCUCCCAUCUUAUUUCCCUUCCCUUCCAUUCUUUCCCAUGUAUUUCUUUUGCCUGAAAGACAGAAUAUUGGUAUGAUUCUCAUUUGCUACUUUGAGUAUAAAACUCCAUCAGACUUUCCAGAGUUCUUCAGGGAUGGAGCUCAAAGUUUACAUUUUUCCAUAAAUGUCUUUUUUUCUUGACCUUUGUCCACCCUGUAAUUUCCCCUUGACUUACCCAAUGCCCUCCCCAAUCUGCAACAGUGACAGUUUGCUGCCUCAAAACAGAGCAUUCAAAUGAAUUCGCUUAGCCAAUAACUUCUGUGAAGUUGCCUUUUCUAAUGGUGUUAUUACUCAGUGAUGCACAAAUGUGGUAUUUGCCCUACUGGUAGGCAAACAAAGGUCUGGUUAAGAAUGGUAACCUGCUGUUUUCUUUAAAGGAGAGCCAAAGACUUGUGCUUUACUCUGUUUUGGUUUUGGGGGAAGUAGUAGCCAUUUUGAUCGUGAAACCUUUUAGUAUUUGUGAGUUGAUUGUACUGUGUAAGUAGAUUUAUCUAAAGUUAACUGUUAAAGUUAGCUAGCCUUAUAAAAUGUAAAAGUAAUGAAAAUUCAUCAGUUUCUCUAAACCAGUGAAUAUCAUCUUUUAUAAUAUUGUGUGUAAGCAUUUGUGCCCACCCCAACUUCUGUUAUCACUGUGGUCAAGUCAUGGGUCUGAGUAAAAUAAUUCUUGAGUAUGUGACUGGUAAGAAAUAACUACUAUAGUCAGUACAUGUACAAAUUGUUAAAAUUAAAGAAAAAUUAUUUUCACUAAAAAGAAAAAGCAUUUGUCUCAGUAAAGAAGUAUUCAGUUUACACAGCUCCUUGGAAACCCACCCAGAAAAAAAGAAAAAGAAGUAUUUAGUUGCUGUCACUUAUAUACAAAUGGUGGUGGGUAGCAGUCUCACCAUUUUUCUACUCUCUUUUUGCUCGUUUUAAAGAAUUGAGUAAAUGUUUUACAUGUAAAAUCUGUCUGUAAAAAGCACCUGUAAUGAUUAUAUGUCAUUGAAAGGAAUGGGGAAGUUACUUUUUAGGAGAGAUUAAUAACCUACCGGGAAAUUUAGGGACUACAGUGUUUACUUAGAUUUUUCCCCCUGCAAAGAGUCUAAGUGUGUUAAAUUUUUAAUUGAUGAUAAGGUGAUUUCUUCCCCUGAAAAAUCUGCCUAUCCUUUUAAGAAAAAUUAGAGCUACUAAACUAAAGCAAAUUUUACUUUCAUCAUUAGCUCUUGAACAAGCAAGAAGUCUACUACUGUCAUUAUUUUACCAGAGUGCCCACCUUUCUACCUUGGACAGCUAUGAUUUUUAUAUUUAUUUGUAGCUUCAGCUCAGGUUUAUGAAAUUUUCCUGCUGAAAUGACUUACUGGGAGUUGUAGAUUGAUGAUAGUUACUAUUAAAAAAUUUCUCAAUUUAGCUUUUCUGAGCCACUUCAAAAAGAAAGCUGUUUUGUCAAAAGGUAGUAUUAAUUGUAGUAAGUACAUCUUAAGAUUUGAAUUUUUAAGAUUCGGUUCUGUGUUCACUAAAGAUCUUUUCACAAGUAAUAGAUUAUAAUCGAUAAGUAAUACUAGCUAUAGUACUAAUAAAGAAUAAGAAACUAUCACCACCAGGAAUAAAUAACACCUUUUUAUAAUAAAUGUGUUCCUAAAAGGUAUGUUUUCAAUACUGCACUGAACAAAGUGGGUAAAGUGCCCUUUGAAAUCCUGUUGUAAUAAAGGAGCUUACCUCACCACUGGAAUCCUUGUUUUCAGAGCCUCUGGAUUUUCAGCCAAACACUGAAUUCCUCCUAAACUUUAUCCCUGAACAAAACAUCACUAGAGAACAAACUUUAUUUUCACAAGAAAAUAAGGCACAAUAAGGGGGAAGAGCUUAAACCUCAAGAUAAUAUUGUGUCCAAAAGUGUGUAGUUAGAAAAAUAAAACCCUGUGGAGUUUGUUAUCCUCAUGUUUAUUUUAUACUAGAUGAUUUGUUUCCUUGUAUUGAGGUCUUACUGUUUCAGAUUGGUUUUGGUUUUUGUUUCUGUUCUAACUCUAAGCAGACAGAGCUCACAAGUCUUUGGCAUCCGUUUUAGGUUGUACACUCAGAGUCAUCUUAUAACUGGAAACUGUCAGGUGGUCCCCACCCCAAUGAGUGUAUGAAAGGGUCAAGAAAAGGAUAGAAACAAACUAUUGGAUGGAUAAUUGGUUGCUGGGUGUUUUUUUUUUUUUUUGGCCUCUUUUUUAAAAAUCACCAUUUAUUAGUGUGAUCUCUCUCCAUUGAUUGGCUGUCAUUCUCCUAAUAGCUGAACUACCCGAUAAAAUAGUUCUUUGAUUUAAAGGCAUUUAGCUUUUGCUUAUGGUUUUUACAUCCUCUAUUCAACUAAGACACUGUCCUGAGAGAUGCUUUUUCCAGAUGGAUCGUUGCCUAAAUUUUCACACUUCUCCCCUGUUCAUCCUUUUUUCUCUUCCCACUUCCUGGGAAUAAAAGGAACUUUUU